AUGGCCCCUUCGUUCAUGAUCGAUAACGACUCCGAUUUCAAUCCGAUAUCCCCUCCAACAACCAAACCCCCCUCUCCCAACGCCAGAGCCCUCCUCCUUGCCCCUCCAUCCAUAUCAAGCCAUGAAGAAAGACUGCGGAAUGUGCUCUCUACAUAUGAUCGAUCCGUCACGGAUUUGCAAAUGCUGGAUCGCUUGUCAGCGGGGCUUGUGACUCUUCCCGACUCCACCUACGACCUUGUAUUAAUACUCACCGAUGCGGAUGGAUCACGCAAAGAAUCAUCGGACCUGCUUGGAAGAGACGCAUUUGGCAAGAUUGUUCAGGCUUUGAAGCCUGGCGGAAAAUUGGAGGCCCAGGAUGGCGCUUUUGACCAGAAUACGGGCGGCGCCGAGCAUAGAGAGGCUAUACUUGCAGGCCUGGUGGCAGAGGGUAGCAGGAUGGUGAAGCCGAACUACAGUGCAAGUGAAGCUAUGCCAUUGAAAUUACGGAGGAAACUAAAGGAAUCUGCUGUAUCGAAUGCUGGGCCCCCAGUUCCUGCACCGACGGCAAUGGCAAGUGGAGGCCCUGUACAGGCGCAGAACAAGCCAGCGGGAGUAGGCUUUGUGGAUUUCAGCGACGAUUUUGACGAUCCUAUGAUCACAGGGGAGAGUGACGAUGAUGAGCUUAUAGACGAGGACACAUUGCUCACAGAGGAAGACAUGAACAGGAGCCUUGCUAUUCCACCCGAAUGCGCACCAAGAGUUGGAAAGCGUCGCCGUGCCUGUAAAGACUGUACCUGUGGUCUUGCCGAACGAAUAGCGAAAGAAGAUGCUGCAAAGCGGUCUGAUGCAGAUGCAAAACUUCAGACUCUCAAGUUAGGAGCGGACGAUCUCGCAGAAGUUGACUUCACCGUUCAAGGAAAAGUCGGGUCUUGUGGAAAUUGUAGUCUAGGGGAUGCUUUCCGCUGUGAUGGUUGUCCAUAUAUCGGCAUGCCUGCCUUUAAACCUGGGGAGGAGGUAAGGCUGCUCAACAACGAUGUACAGUUGUGA
Messenger RNA from Glarea lozoyensis ATCC 20868, 1026 nucleotides. RefSeq lists its product as uncharacterized. Gene Ontology annotation, cellular component: cytoplasm. The transcript is spliced from 2 exons. Gene Ontology annotation, biological process: iron-sulfur cluster assembly. Bases 1 to 1026 code for a protein of 341 amino acids. Gene Ontology annotation, molecular function: iron-sulfur cluster binding. The record is from RefSeq and is a predicted model, not a curated record. NCBI's taxonomy places the organism in Eukaryota, Fungi, Ascomycota, Leotiomycetes, Helotiales, Helotiaceae.